This is a messenger RNA of Gryllus bimaculatus (two-spotted cricket), 445 nucleotides long. The record is from the annotation of a GenBank genome assembly. Lineage: Eukaryota; Metazoa; Arthropoda; Insecta; Orthoptera; Gryllidae.
UCUUUGGGAGGGAGAACUCUAGACUCGCCCUUUCAGCUGACCAACGGCGCAGCGGCCAAGUCGCUCACUGACCCUCAGUCUGCGUUGCUAACUGCGGGUAACGGGACGUGCUCUGGCAAGCACGAGUCUGGAACAUUAUUUUGGAGAUACGUGCGUCCUGUUCUCGGAAUGUCUCAAAGGCGAGUUGUGCGUUGUGCCACCCACCUUCUGAGCGUGAGGGCAGAUUUCCGGAACAGACCUUGCAGCAUAGUCCUUGUGGGAGCGCACGAGCGGACCACGUGGUUAAGUCUGUGGUGUCUUGUACUAAUGGCAUCACAUACACCAACCAGUAGAAGAAAGCACGCAGAGAUUGUGCAGAAUCGUGGUGGCUGCAGUUCGAAUAUCUUCACAACAAUGUAACUUGAGUAUAGUUGUUUGGAUUAAAUAAAAUGUGUAUUUUAAAUUA